This is a messenger RNA of Nasonia vitripennis (jewel wasp), 1323 nucleotides long. RefSeq lists its product as uncharacterized. Gene Ontology annotation, molecular function: aspartic-type endopeptidase activity. NCBI's taxonomy places the organism in Eukaryota, Metazoa, Arthropoda, Insecta, Hymenoptera, Pteromalidae. The transcript has a single exon. Gene Ontology annotation, biological process: proteolysis. The record is from RefSeq and is a predicted model, not a curated record. The coding region runs from base 1 to 1323 and encodes 440 amino acids.
AUGUUUACGGAUAAGCAAGACAAAGUUGACAAGGACGCGGAAAAAAGUGUAUGCAGUUUCGCGAAUAAUCGCGAUCCCGAGGUCCUUUUGCAAACUUUAAGGGUGACUUUGUAUAACGGCAAUGAGAAAAUGAAUGUGCGACUUAUUAUUGAUAGUGGCUCGCAGAAAUCGUACAUUACUAGAGAAGCCGCGAGUCGAAUUGGAUAUGUGCCGAUCGCCGAACAGUUGUUAUGUCACUCGCUUUUCGGAGGAGAAAGUUCAGGAACAGUUAAGCACAAAAAAUAUGUGGUGAAGAUUGGCAGUUUAUCCAGCGAUUUCAAGUGCAAUUUUACAGCGCUUGAUCAACGAGUGAUUUGCAAAGACGUUCCUUCUAUUAAACGUGGCGAAUGGUGCAGGGAGAUGAAAGAUUUGGACAUAAGUCUCUCGGAUCUAGACGCAAAGGAGGACGCCGUAGCAAUCCUCAUAGGGGCUGAUAUCGCAGGAAAAUUACUCACAGGUAAACGGCAUAUUUUGCGGUGCGGGUUAGUAGCCAUUGAGACCUACCUGGGCUGGACAGUGAUUGGGGCCAUAAAAGACCCCGACGCUCGUCAUGAUCCAGUUCCUUUCACAAGGACUAUGUUCGCAAGCUGCCAGGUAGUCGAAAGUUUAUUCCUUGCGCGUGUUCACAUAAACAAGGAAGGACGCUAUGAAGUGCCGUUACCCUGGCUAGAAAACCACCCGCCACUUAGUGAAAAUAAAAUGAUGGUAAUUAAGAGACUCGAGUCUACGAUGAAGCAGCUGCGUACUAGUGGACUGCAUAAAGCGUAUGAUGCUGUGUUUGACGAGUGGCUGGCUGAAUGCAUCAUUGAACGCGUGCCCGAGGCAGAGGUUGGCAAUAAGGGCCAUUAUUUACCCCAUCGUCCUAUCAUUAAAGAAAACAGUACCACAGUUAUACGGCCGAUCUUCGAUGCAUCGGCAGCACCCAAACCUACGAAGGAAAAGAAGUCACUGUCGCUCAACGAUUGUCUGGAAAAAGGACCAAACCUCAUCGAGCUCAUCUCAUCGAUACUGUUACGUUUUAGAGAAGGUAUGAUAGGCGUAGUGUCCGACAUUAAGAAAGCGUUUUUACAGAUAAGUUUGAAUGCGAGCGAUAGAGAUUUUCUACGUUUUUUAUGGCAAGAUAAGCAAGGCAAUCAGGUUAUUUUUAGACAUUGUAGAGUCGUAUUUGGUGUGACGAGUAGUCCUUUUAUCCUAAGUGCCGUGCUUUUUAUGCAUUUAGAAAAAAAUUUGACGUCAUUAGACGCAAAUAAGGAUUUGAAUUUUUCCGAACAAAAUAUUGUAUAA